Molecule: messenger RNA, 2487 nt
Organism: Adineta ricciae
Lineage: Eukaryota; Metazoa; Rotifera; Eurotatoria; Adinetida; Adinetidae
Source: the annotation of a GenBank genome assembly
AUGAAUUUAUCUAUCGAUUGUAUAGUACAACGGCACGAAAAUACUACUGUUUUACAUCUACCAGGCAUGCAGCAACAGCAAUUACAACGGGUGAAAAAGUGGCUACAAUUGCGCAAUCGUGAUACUGAUCAUCGAUUACAAGUCGAAGAAAGACGUAAAAAGCGUGAAGAGGAAGCCAAAGCUAAAAUUGACGAAAUAUUACGACGAGAGAAAGAACGAGAACAAAGAGCUAAUUCACAAAUAGCGACCCAUUUAAGAGGAAAUGCAUCGCAUAAAUCAGACUCUCUUAUGAGCUUGUCUACUGAUGUAUUAGUAACUCGACGAGCUAUUUCUGCACCACGUACACGCUCAAAACCGAUGAACAACAUGACAAAUCGACGGAAAUCAAAUGAUUCUCCAAUUACAACUUCAUCUGAAGAAACCGCUGAUAAUACAGCUUCUGCCAUCAGUUCUCAUCAGGUUAAUCCGGUUGACGGACAUCGAUAUCAUCGAUCACGUCAUUCACAUGAUGUAACAAUGACAAAUGAAGAUAAUUCUUUGUCAGGUACACCUCGUUCAUCUGCACACGCUCGAACACGGCCGAUGCCGGCAUCGUAUGCCUAUUGGUUAAAUACCGGUGAUAACAACAAUAAUCACUCAAAUGCCAGUUUUAUGCGUUCGACAUAUGCGGCUACAUGUCGAUCUCGUCUCAGCCGCAGUGUGGAACGAUGUCCUCGAGCUUGUAGAGCUCAUGACGAUUCAUCAAAUAUUGUCUCAACAACAGGAGCAGGAACAACUGCUUCGACAUUAACAGCAAAUGGUGAUCAUCAACGUCGAGGACAUAGUAUUAAUCGACAACAUUUAGAUGAAACAAUUCGUCGGCUUUCUAAACCAAAAGCAAUUAAUAUGGCUCAAUCGAUACAUAUUGGUGCGACAGUUUCAUCAGCAUCCAAUGGAAUAUCUUCGUCACACUCCAGUCAUCAAAUUCGUACGUCGGCUUCAUCUGUUCCCAUGAAUAAUCAUUCAAGUUCAACACGUGCUUCUUCCAGUACUCGAAAACCACUUAUAGCGCGUCCAAAUACUGCUCCAGUUUCUUCAGUGAUUGAUUCUGGCACAUCUCAAACGGAUGAGUCCACGAAUCGACAACCAUCAACAAAUCGUUCUGGUGCUCAUGCGAAACUUCCAAUUCCUUCGUCAUCAAAACCGCCAACAUCCUCGACGUCUUCUGUGCGUUCUAAACCACCCGUAUCACGUUCUGUAAUGACAACAUCUCAUUCAUCGUCUACGCUAUCAUCAGUAUCGACAGCCCACACUAAUAAACAAAAUGUUCGCCGUAUUAACGGCGCAUCGCCAUCGAAACCAAAAACUGAAGUCGAAUCCGUACCCACUGAACAGAAUUCACAGACAGAUACACUAUCAUCUGAACAAAUAUGCGAUGAUCAAAUCUUACCAAACGAAGAGAAAUCUUCGAAUCAUGAAGAUGCUGCAGACAAACAAGAUGAAGAUAGUAAUGAACAAACACUUAUUGAAAUUCCAUCCCUUCAGCCAGCCAGUAAUGAUACCCUUACGGAAGUCAAUAAUCCUCCCGCAGCUCUAUUAUCGAAAAAAGAACAACAGAUCCUUGAUGAACAGGAAUAUCAACGUAAACUAGGUCAAAAGAUUCGUGAAGCACAACAACGUAUGGAACUCGAGCGUCAACGUGAGGAAGAACGAAAGCGGCAACUAGAACAAGAAGAAUAUGAACGCGAACAAGAACAAAUUCGUAUUGCUGAAGAACAGCGGCGUGCUGAAGAAGAACGUUUGCAACGUGCUAUUGAAGAACGUGAACGCGAAAAUGAAUUGAAACGUCAAGAAGAAUUACGUUUGCAGCAGCAACGUGAAGAACUAGAACGAAAACAAGCUGAAGAAGCUGAACGUCUUCAACGUGAAAGACAAGAACGAGCAAAGAAAGAAGAAGACGAACGAAUAGAACGAAAGAAACGCCUAGAUUUAAUAAUGCGACGAACAAGACAAGUUUCACCAUCUCCAAAACCUGAAAUUAGUAUUAGUAAAACUAAUAUUGAUGAAACAAAUGGUCAUGAUCAACCACAAGCAACCAUAUCUCAUUCCAUUUCUGAAAAUCGUAUUCCAACAUCGCUAUCAACCGAUAACUUUCUCGCUUCGACAAACAACAAUAAUGAAUCUAUAACUGCUGAAGCUCCCAAAUUCAAAUCCCCUCUUCUUCAAAGUCUGCUUGAUAAAGCUCGAAACACUCGAUCAACAGAUAAUCUUGUUCAAUCAUCGAUGACUGCAUCACAAUUGAUGACUGAAAGUAUGAUUGAUGAAAGUCUCAAUACCAAUCAAUCAACUACUCGAACAGAUCCGUCUGACGACGAUGAUAAUGAUGAACAACUAGAUUCAGGUAUUAACAAUAUAAUCAAUGGUCAUAGUGAUUCACCUCUGUCUAUAUCGGGAAAUCUGAACUCUUUUCAUGAACAUACACUGGAAACAAGCACUACGACUCAGUAA